Molecule: messenger RNA, 513 nt
Organism: Penicillium brevicompactum
Lineage: Eukaryota; Fungi; Ascomycota; Eurotiomycetes; Eurotiales; Aspergillaceae
Exons: 1
Coding region: 1-513 (170 amino acids)
Source: RefSeq, a predicted model, not a curated record
AUGCACAACAUCCCACCUUUCCUUUCUCUGGGCUCAACUUUCCGCUCGCGCUCCAAAUCACCAAGCGCCGUCUCAGAUUACUCAACCUCAGCUCCCUCAAGCCCAACCUCGCUCCACCGCUCAAGCUCCCACCAUAACUUCUUCAACUUCUCGUUCCACCCCAAGCCCCACACCACAAGGGAUCAAGACCGCGAAAGCAACACAAGCAUAAAAACCAAUGCCACACGGCCACGCCCCGCCUCCGACAUCCCUCAUGGCCACAAUUCCUCCACACACGCCGUAGGCGUACUUCCCUGCGCCGUCCUGCGCGGCCGUUCCUCUAUGAUGGUCCUGCGCUCGCGUCCGUCGAAAGUCGACAUGGUUCUGACGGAAGAGCGGUCACGAUGCGAUGGGAACCCGAUUGAGCGACAGGGGCUGGGGCUCAUGGAGCCACGGCCGGUGGAGCAGGGGCGCGGGGAGAUGCAGCCCUCUGUGAUGGGCGGCAUUUUUGAAGUCAUGGAGGGUCGUGCUUAG